ACAAAAGAAAAUCUAGAAAUAAGAACCGGUUUGGUGAACAAGUACUCGAGUGAAAGGUCGUACAAAAGGAAGAACACAAAAUUAACUAUACUUGAUAACUCCCCACCAUUCGUUGUUAUUUUCAAGUGAUAAAUUCACAAAGCCGACUGACUAGUACUUCUGGUUUCUACUUUGAAAGUCAGUCGAUUUACACGAGCAUCGAUCGAUUCAAGUCUUUUCUUACGUCUCUUCAGAAUGGCUGAUCAAAAUGAUAAAAAGGAACGAGUUAUCAAUUUCGGUGCUGGCCCGGCAAAAUUACCAGAAGAGGUAUUGAGAGAAGUACAAGCAGAGUUACUUUCGUUUAUGGGUACUGGGAUAAGUAUACUCGAGUUAAGUCAUCGUUCGAAAGAUUUCGAAAAAAUUGUCAACGGCGCGCAAAAAGUUUUGCGAGAUUUAUUAAAAAUCCCGGACAAUUAUAAAAUUUUGUUUAUGCAAGGAGGAGGCACAGGAUCGUUUGCAGCUAUUCCUUUAAAUUUAAUGACCACCGGUACGGCAGAUUACAUUGUUACAGGAUCAUGGUCAGCCAAGGCAGCGAAAGAGGCAACUAAAUAUGGAAAAGUUAAUUUGGUUUUACCAAAAGUAACGAAAUAUACGGGAAUUCCGAAACCGAGUACAUGGCAAUUGGAUUCGAAUGCAUCUUAUCUUUAUUAUUGCGCUAAUGAGACUAUUCACGGUAUUGAAUGGGAUUAUAUUCCGGAAACAAACGUACCACUCGUUGCCGAUAUGUCAUCGAACAUAUUAACGAAACCUUUUGAUAUUUCGAAAUUUGCAUUAAUUUUUGCUGGAGCACAAAAAAAUAUCGGACCAGCUGGCGUUACUUUGGUAAUUGUACGAGAUGAUCUUCUUGGUCAUGCUAUGCCAGUUUGCCCAACUAUUUUAAAUUUUACAGUCAUGGCAAAUGAUAAUUCUUUGCACAAUACUCCGCCACUUUUCCAAAUAUAUUUUGUGGAUCGAGUAUUUAAUUGGAUAAAAGAGUGCGGGGGAGUUGAAAGUAUGGAACAAAAUGCAAUUAAAAAGAGUCAAAAGAUAUAUAAUGUGAUCGACAAAUCUGAUGGAUUUUAUAGAUGUCCGAUCGAUGUAGAUGCACGUAGUAAAAUGAAUAUUCCAUUUAGAAUAAAAGACGAUGAUGAAGAAUUAGAAAAGGAAUUCCUUUCUGGUGCAGUCGCUCGUGGAAUGCUUCAGUUAAAGGGUCAUAGAUCUGUUGGCGGUAUACGUGCUUCAUUAUAUAAUGCAAUUCGAGAAGACGAAGUAGAAGUAUUAGCAAAAUAUAUGGAAUGGUUUUAUGAACAGCAUAAUAAGAAGUAAAAACAUUGACCAUCUAUGCUAAUAUGAAAUAGCUUGCCAAUAUGGAAUUUAUUGCUCUGUAUUAUUUGUAAAUACAAGAUGUACCAGUUUUGAAAUUAAUAUCUUUUAUAAAAUCUUAAAA
Polistes canadensis is the source of this 1465-nucleotide messenger RNA. RefSeq names its product probable phosphoserine aminotransferase. Gene Ontology annotation, cellular component: cytoplasm. Gene Ontology annotation, molecular function: O-phospho-L-serine:2-oxoglutarate transaminase activity; pyridoxal phosphate binding. The transcript is spliced from 8 exons. NCBI's taxonomy places the organism in Eukaryota, Metazoa, Arthropoda, Insecta, Hymenoptera, Vespidae. The coding region runs from base 235 to 1344 and encodes 369 amino acids. The record is from RefSeq and is a predicted model, not a curated record. Gene Ontology annotation, biological process: L-serine biosynthetic process.